AUGGCCCCGAAAAAACUGCCGAAGCUCCCGGAUGGGAGCCGCUGGGGGCGCCUCGACCUCGACAACUUCGUGGCGCCUGCGGCGGCGCGGGCCAGCACUGUAGAAGGCUCGUCGCCGCUCCGAGCGCGCCUAUCCAGGCAGGCGCCGUCGUCCAUCGCCAGCGGGGCCGAGAAGAGGCCGGCCGAGGCGCCGGCCUCGAGUGCGGGUAAGAGGGCGGCCGCGGCCUCCGCUCUUCGGCGGCCGGCGGCCGCUUCGAGUGCCAGGGGAGCCGCGGAGGCGGCUGUGACAGCGGGCGAGGAGGAAGCUCGAGGGCCGCUGGAAGGUUUGCCGGAAGCUGGCGCUGCUGGGCGCGCCGAAGGCGACGCCUCGGCAGACCCCGUGCGUCGCGAGGGCGCCGCUGGCGGCGGCGACCGAGAGGGUCGGGCAUUGAGCGAGGGGCGCGGCAAGGCGUCGUCGGAAGUAGAGGCCGACGCGGCGGCCGCGGACGUGGGGGCGGAGGCUGACGACCUGCGCCAGCUUGCCGAGGAGAGCGGCGGCGACGGCGGCGAGCUCGGAGAGGAGGAGCAGCCGCGCGAGGAAGACCCCGAGGUCAUCGGAGAUGACUGGUUGCGAUCGAUGCAGCCGCGGUUGCUAGUGGACAUGCGCUGCGAUUCUUCGGGGAGUGGGUGGACCCCCGUCCUCAAAGAGCACGCCGCGUACGUCACGGAAUCGAUGCCCCAGGCGCUCUCGGUGGCGGCGUUUGGCGACGGAAUGCUCGUCGCGGCGCCCGUGCUCACGGAAUUGCAGAGGGUGUUCCAGAAGCACGGUCUCUUGUCGGAGGGUUUUCGCAUCGCUGCCCACUGCCGCACGGACGCGGCUAAGAGCACCAUGGCGAAUCAGCGCGCUCAAGUGUUCGCGAGGCGCCCGGGGGCCAGCGGCGCCAGCGCGGCCAGCAUUCCCCUGCAGUAUGCGGCGCAGAACAGCGAGCUCGUUCUCGUGGAGAGCACGGGCGGGCCGGGGGAGAGCAUCCCGCACGACGAAUUGCAGGAAACCGACGAGUGGCAGUGUCUGACCUUCGGCGUGGACUCGGCGGACUACGGCGCGCCUUUCAGCAAGUGCAGCAGGUGGCUGUUGGCGGCGCGCGGGGGCGCCCUGUUGAACAUGGAGUCGGGGACUGAGUUCUUCCGCGUGUUCGCAGAGAGCGUCGAGGCACGGCAGAUCCGCGGCCCUCCCUUCGAGGCUUUUGCGGAGGCUUCGGCGACGGUGUGGUCGGACUACAUCGGCGAUGCCAUUCUGCAGCGGGAGGCGGUUCAAACGCGCGCCCUGCCAGUGGGCUGGCAGAAGGGCAUUCUCGAGUAUUGCUUGCGGAACCAGGUGAAGAUGCCGACCGUGGCCGCGGCCGACGCUCUUUUCGGCGUGAGCCGAUGGUUCCGCGUCCUGGACGACAAGAAGAAGAUCUUGCUCGCUCUUGCGUCGGCGGAGCGCAGGGGCCACGGGUUCGUCGUGGACCUGUCCGCGGGCCUGGGCGCCAGGCAGCCGCUGCCGCCAGGGGCGCUGCUGGCGG
Messenger RNA from Prorocentrum cordatum, 1543 nucleotides. The record is from the annotation of a GenBank genome assembly. NCBI's taxonomy places the organism in Eukaryota, Dinophyceae, Prorocentrales, Prorocentraceae.